Vicia faba (fava bean) is the source of this 408-nucleotide messenger RNA. The record is from the annotation of a GenBank genome assembly. Lineage: Eukaryota; Viridiplantae; Streptophyta; Magnoliopsida; Fabales; Fabaceae.
AUGAGCCAAACUGGUCCUAUUACUCAAUCUGAUAUUGUUAACAACCUUAUUCAGGGUGAAACAACUGAAGCUCCACCUCCAUUGGUACAAAGUAAUGAAACAAACAAUGAUGAAGAAAAUGCUAAUAAGAAAAGAAAGAUUGGAGAAGCUUCAAAAUUGGUCACAUCCAAUGAUCCUAAUGUUGUAGCUGGAGAUUCAGGUAACAGAAAACCUAUUAAACCUAGAUCUUGGACUUGGGAACAUUUUACAAAAAUAGGAUCAAGAGCUAAGUGUAAUUGGUGUGAUGUAACAUAUGCUGCUGAUUCACAAAGAAAUGGCACUAGUAAUUUGAAACACCAUUUAUUGCAUCAGUGUAAGAAGUUUCCAAAAGAGUCUCUUGAUCCCACUCAAAAGACACUUGUUCUUUAA